AUGGCCACCAUCAGUCGAGUAAAAGAUGAUGAGUCUGGUAAACCAAACAGGCUGCUGCCCAUCUCUUCUGCCAACGUUAUUAAUCUUCCCUUGGACAACAUUGAGAAAAGGGGUGCAAUCUUGGGGGUUAUAGCUGGAGAUGACACAAGUGAUAAAGAUGCUUGUUGGGAAACCUCGGAGGUUAUAUAUGUCAAACAUGAGACAUGUGGGGAAAUUGUGAAGCACACUGUCACUGAGGAAGAUGGAAGGAGCACAACUGAGGAUCAUAAGGGCAUCGUUGUCAGUGAUGAAGAAGUCAGUGAUGAUGAAGGAUAUACUGUGAAUAAUGUACUUGCAAGAAGUAGACACCGUGACGGUUCUAUAUACAGGGGGCAUGGGCGAUACAUGGUGGAAAAAACAGUAUUGUACUGCAGACCGUAA
Molecule: messenger RNA, 420 nt
Organism: Miscanthus lutarioriparius
Lineage: Eukaryota; Viridiplantae; Streptophyta; Magnoliopsida; Poales; Poaceae
Source: the annotation of a GenBank genome assembly